AUGGAAGACUUGAAACGUUUGUCGGCCGAGUCUUCCGUAGAGCUGUGGUUUCGCCUUCCCCAAGACCACUCCGUCGCGGCGGUUAUCCUGUGCAAAAGUAUCGUACUCGUAUUGCAAUCAUGCAUUACAGGUAAAAUCGCACUACAAAUUUUAUUUCUCAUGCUGAAGAAAUUUGCAAUGCGAUACUUUUGCAAUUCAUAGCGGUAGCGGGGGGUUUGUCCUCGGUAGUCGAGGUGGCGGAGGACGGGAGAAUCGGAACAAUGGCAAGUAAGGACGCAGGGGCUACUUCAAGAAUAGAUGAAAAGAGGACACCAGCAGGUGCAGAAAAGGAACUACAGGAACAUCGAAGCGGCGACGCUAGUUCCAUCUGGGCGCCUUUGAGGAUCAAAGUAGAACCACCGCCUUCAAACAUCGCCUCUACCAUCGAGGCGGCUCGGGGUGCGCGCAACCACCACGGUGGCACAAAUUCUAACGGGGAACAAGCAGG
This is a messenger RNA of Amoebophrya sp. A120, 487 nucleotides long. Lineage: Eukaryota; Dinophyceae; Syndiniales; Amoebophryaceae. The record is from the annotation of a GenBank genome assembly.